Molecule: messenger RNA, 213 nt
Organism: Phytophthora nicotianae INRA-310
Lineage: Eukaryota; Oomycota; Peronosporomycetes; Peronosporales; Peronosporaceae
Exons: 1
Coding region: 1-213 (70 amino acids)
Source: RefSeq, a predicted model, not a curated record
AUGGCUGACGAGGCUAUGCAUGAGAAGCCUGUGCUGCGCGAAAGCAUUCCCCAAUCGCGGCAACUCCUCUGUCAAUGGCACGAAAUUACGCGGUUGAAGAAGCAAGCCAUUCUCUUGGCUCCCAAGAACAAGGGCAAAUUGAAAGGUGUAGUGAACGCCAUUGUCUAUUCAAGAAGCUUUCAGGAAUACGACGACAACAAGACAGCAUACUGA